AUGACAGUCCGCAUCGCUUGGAUCGAACCUCCAGGACAAGGCCUGAAAGUGGAAGGCUAUCGAGUGUAUGUCGAUGGCAAGUUGGCUUAUGAUGGGGCAACGGACUCCGUCACGAGGGAGUUCACGCUGCUGAACUGCACACGCGGAGAGCUGCGCGACCUGGCGGUGGCUGCCGUCAAUGCCGGCGGAGAGACCUUGGUGCCGACGGUCAUUACGCGACACUGUGCACGCCGGCCCUUCAAACCCGAGCCACCAACCAUUGUGUAUGUUGACUGCGUCAAAGAAGCCACUCCUGACAGAAUGUUGAUCGACAAUCACAUCCGCAUCGCUUACAAAGAGCCGGAAGACAACGGAGGAGUGCCGCUGACUGGCUGGCGCAUUCAGCGGGCACAGGGAGAAUCAUUGGCUUUCCGGGGCGUCGGUCCUCUGUUCCCCAUCCCUGAGAAUGAAGUCUGGUUUGACGACUUCAACGACCUGGAUGGAGCCGGAAAAAUCGGCUUGGUUUGGGGGGAAAUCUACAAGUACAGAGUUGUAGCAGUUAACGACAUCGACAUCUGGGAUGACGAGAGCGCAUCCGACUACACGAUUGUACGAUGUUCCAACGAGGCACCUGAGGUUCCAUGGUGGCUGCAAUUAAAUGCAUCCACGACGACCACCACAACCACUGCCGCUGACAACCAGACUUUCGCUGCGGACUUGGUAACAGGCUUCGUUUGGAGCGCAGAGGCCACAACAACCACCACAACGCUGACAGCUAUGGAAAGCAGCUACGCAUUUGCGAAGCUGGCAGAUGUGGACCCCAGAGACUGCUAUCUGCCUCAGAAUGUUACCGAAGAGCCCUUCAACUUUUCGGCAACGAUCGUGCAAGCUUUAGAAGCUUUCGAGCUGCCACCUGCACCAACGCUCUCCGUCGCUUGGUCCGCGUGCAACACAUCGGUGAGAAUAGGAGAUCCCUGCAAGGAGUUCUUCCCAGACAGGCUGAUUGCCACAGUUCGGCCGUCGCAGAACGGCUUCUUGGCUUUCCCAAUCGGCUUGGUCGAUGCUUACACGGCUGAAACAUUUACUGCCUCCCACUACGACGGCUUCUUUGGCACCCGAUUCACUUGCUUCUUGGCCUACUGGUAUGAGGGGGCAAUCAUACUGUGUUUCCAGACUAUUCCGAAUCGCGACUUGCACGACAAGCAGCUAUACAGGACCUUCGCAGUCGAUGUCGAUUGCAGCAGGGAUGUCGGCUUUGCACCCUGGUUGAAGGCAGCUUGCUAUCUCCAGAGCUACCAGCCGUACUCGACUGCAGGAUCCGUGCCCAGAAUUGUCGAGGAUGGGGCGCAUGGCCUUUGGGGCUUCAACAGCGACUUCCAGAACGACACCUCGGCAGAGUUUCAGUGGACAUUGCUCCAGGACGCACAGCUCGUGGAUGUGGCAAACAAUUUCUCGCGAAUACAGGCGGAUAUCGGUCAAGUGGGCCCUGGCGAGCUCUCUGGCAAUUUCGUGACCUUCGCACAGCAGCUCAUCGGCUCCUACGACCCACGUGCCCUCCUCGGCUACAGACUGCUGCUUGGACUUGCAAAUGUGCUUUUGGAUGAUGGUUUGGGCGGACCCUUCCAUCUGGCCUAUGACGGCAUCGGCAGGCGCCUGACCAAUACUGCAAAGAUCUUUGGGCUUCUUCCGGAGCGCACCUACCGCAACGCUAGUGAUAUGGUGUACUUCAAGAUGGCGAUGCCGCUUCCCGCUCCGGUCAACCUUUCCGUGAGUUCCGUAUCAUUGAAGUCCGUCAUGUUGACCUGGAGAAUGCCUUACGCCGAGACGGCUGAUGCCCUUCCGUGGCUUGGCUGUCAGAGACCUAACAUCAAGGUCCGGGUUUCCCAGUACAUCGUUCAGAUGGCCAUGGAGCCCGACUUCAGCAAUUGGUUCGACGUUCAGAAUUCGCCCGCCGACAACACGGAGUACAGCAUCCUGGUGACCCAGUUGGAGGCCGACUUCCGCUAUGCCCUUCGAGUGAUGGCAAACUCAAAGACCGCGCCAGUUCAACUGGAAAAGAUACAGCGGCAACAGUACGCUCCUGCGAAAAGUAUUGCCACAGAUGCUUGCGGCAAGCUCAGAAGCAACGUGCACUUUUCCAUUUCAGGAGGGUUGCACCUGGCACACUGGUCUAGCCCGGUGCCGGUGCCGGGGACGGGAGCUGGAAAGGUGAUUGAGCAGGAAGGCUGCGGCGAUCGCUGCUGCUUGAAGGACCUCGCCUCGUUCAGCGCAUUGAGUCGGAAGUACUUCGGCGGCAAGUUUGCACAGUGCAUAAAACAGCAGCUGUACACACCAUCCCUUGCAGAGGCGGGCACCAUACAGAUUCAAUGGGAGAGACCGGGUGGUGCCAUGCUCGGCACAGGCACACGCAUGGAAGCUAUCACGACAGAUUGGGGUGCCCGCGGCUACAUGUGGGAUCCGGCCGUGGAGGAUCCAAGACUAGUUUUCGAUGGGCUUGGACAUGCCGAUACAGUGCAGUUCACAGUUGCAAAUGCCACAUGUGGUGGGCAGUACAAGAUUGCUAUGACUACCAUUACAACCAUUGGGGAGGGUCCCUUAUCUACUGUCUUGGACGUGACCAAUGCGAGGCUGCCGGGUGUACCUCGGAAUGUGGUCGUCACAAACACGACAACCUCAUCAAUCUCCAUCGCAUGGGAAGAGCCAGAAGACACAGGAUGCGUCCCAAUCCACCAGUACAGAAUCUUGCGCUACUAUCCCGAAGCUGGCUUUCGAGUCGUGGGCUAUGCCACACCUGCUGACGGCCUCCUGCAAGUGCCAGCAAAUCGCACUUACGUGGACGACGGUCGCUGCUUCUUCGCUAGCCCAGCAGAUGACGACGGGUCCUGUACGUGUCCGCCGUCAUGCCUGCAAGCAGGUCAACUGUAUCGCUAUCAGGUGCAGGCAUGCGUCUUGGGGGCCUAUGGUGUGGACACCUUGGAGCUCCCCGAGGGGGGCCCUUUGGGCUGUGGGCCAAACUCCAACACUGUCUCUGCCUAUGCCGCGGACCUCUCUGAAGCUCCUCGCGACAUUCGCUUGGGCGAGCCCGAAGGCAGUCAGAUUCUGUUGUACUGGACAGCACCGAGUACCGACGGCCUCAACGGCUCCAGCUUCACGUACGAGAUCGAAAUGGAUGUGGGUGGCGUUUUUACCACUUUGGGUCUGACGACAGACACAAGCUUUCUCAUCUCUGGCCUACAACUGCAGUUUGCCUACAUCUUCAGGAUUAGCACCUACAACAGCGCUGGCUACGUGACGCGCUCCAAUGGCAUUGGCUACACUGCGACACUUCCACCUGCUGUUCCGGAGCCAGCGAGCCCCAUUCCGAGGCCUUCCCGAGUCAGCAGCGCCUUCUUUCAGCAUCCUUCCAUGGCCUCGACACCAGUGCCUGAGGGCGUAUCACUUCGCUUCAGCGCCACUGCCGUCAAUGGUUAUGCUUGGGCAAUGGUUGUUGAGAGCAGUAACCUCGACAUGGUGACAGCGACUACGAUGAAGGAUGGCACCUAUGCCGUGGGUGGGGCAGCAUGCUACCGGGCACAGCAGGCGGUCGCGCGUGGAGAAGUUUACUUUUGGCGCUUGGGAAGUGACGACAACCCAUCAGACCCAACAGGAUGCUUUUUAUCCCAUGGCGGGACCUACGCCAUCGCAACCUACGUGCAAAGCGUGGCGAGCUUCGACGCAGGGCUCAAUGACGGGACGUUGUCGGGUCCCAUCGAGUUUACAGUAGUUUCUGGCCUUUCGAACACUUUCUACAACUCUCCGACGCUCAACAGUCCACUGACCGAGAGUGGAGUCACGCUGGCCUUUACGCCACGCAGGCCUGGAUACGGCUGGGCGAUGAUUUUGACGGAAGAACAGGCACGCUCAGCGACGAAGGAGCACGUCUACAAAUUGGACGGUGCUUUGGGUGGACCUUUCUGCAAACACGGUCCUCGACAGCUUUUUGCCAAUCGAGAAGAAGCGUGGGUCUUCUCAGGCUGCCUCCUGACAGUCGGCAAUCGGUAUACCGUUCUGGCCUACAUUUCCGGCAUUGGAGCACACCUGGACGGGACUGUUGACAGCGCUUCCUCAACUGCAACCAGUGCCAGCAACGCUUUCUCCACGUUCCCAACCAUCUCCGGCCCGCCCAGCGGAGAUGGUAUCACCGUGCAGCUGCGGACCAGGUCGAGUGGUUACCUAUGGCUCAUGAUCACUGUGGGACCGGUUGCACUCACCAUCGAUCUGAUCAAGGCUGGCGUCGGGGCUGUGGGCGCCAGUACCUGCCGCGUGCUUGCAGCGACUGUGGACGACAGCCUGCAACUUUGGUCAAAGUUAGAAGUCUCGCAGCACGAGGCAGCAGAUGUUCCUUUGCGCAGUUGGCUUCAGCCGAGGCAAUCCUUCGAUCUCUCGGCUUGCAAGCUGAAUUCUGGUCCCGAGUAUGCCCUGCACUCCUACAUUGAGGGCACGACAUCUUCAGGGAAUGAUGGCAGCUUUGCGGGGACCGUCACGUUCCAGGUGACUCCUUCGAACAUCUUUGUGCUCUACCCCUCCAUCAUCUCAGAGACCACAGGACUUGGCUUCACUUUCCAGAUGACCGCAUCCUUCGCUGGACGCUACUGGUUGCUUCUCCGCGAAGGCAAUGCGGCCAUCACGGUUGAGGCACAGCGACUGGAUGUCUGCCUGCAAGACAUUGCUCUCAGCGCCCAGGAGAUCAAGUCCGGCACGGGUGCGCUGGGUCUGGCAGAGUGCCAACGCAGCUCCGAGGUGUUGACCGCAUCACUUCAGGAGCUGGUCCUGACAAAUUGCCAGCUCAGCCAAGACAGACUCUACAGCCUGUAUGUGUACAUCGAGGAUUUUAAUGGCAACGAUGACGGCAUCAUCGCUGGGCCGAUCAGCUUUUAUGUCCUCGAAGCAAACAACUUUGAGGACUCACCUUUGCCUGUCGAAAACUCCGCCACUCUCGACGGGGUGCGACUAAGCUUCAUGGCCAGCAGAGAAGGUUUUGCUUGGGCAGCCCUCUUCGAAGACUAUGCAGAGGCCUUGGCCUAUUUUCUGGACGUCCCCACCUUCCUGGACCGGCAUGCUUUUGCAUUCGUGCUGGGGAAUCGCGUGCUGGCAUCUCUACCGAGGUAUUAUCCGACAAACAACGAAUCGUGCGCCCCAGCUGGGGUGCCCGUCCUCGCCUCUGGCAACAUCACAAACAUGACCCUUGCGGACUGCGGCUUGAACUACAGCGCAACGUAUUGGGCAGUGGUCUACAUUGAAGGCGGGAGAUGCACUAGCCUCGGGCCUGACGCGUAA
Symbiodinium sp. CCMP2592 is the source of this 5295-nucleotide messenger RNA. The record is from the annotation of a GenBank genome assembly. Lineage: Eukaryota; Dinophyceae; Suessiales; Symbiodiniaceae.